This is a messenger RNA of Penicillium samsonianum, 1383 nucleotides long. RefSeq lists its product as uncharacterized. Gene Ontology annotation, molecular function: protein folding chaperone; protein-folding chaperone binding. Bases 1 to 1383 code for a protein of 460 amino acids. The transcript is spliced from 2 exons. Gene Ontology annotation, cellular component: nucleus; cytoplasm. The record is from RefSeq and is a predicted model, not a curated record. Lineage: Eukaryota; Fungi; Ascomycota; Eurotiomycetes; Eurotiales; Aspergillaceae.
AUGUCGACCGUCACUGUGACCUUUGAUGCUUACGCCAUCCUGGGAGUUGAGCGAGAUGCCAAACUCCCUGACAUCAACAUUGCCUACAGGCGCCUUGCCUUGAAGUUCCAUCCCGACAAAGUUGGAGAUUCCCCUGUGAACAAUGAGCGAUUCAGAAAAAUUCAAGAUGCUAUUGAGGUUCUCCGUGACGAAGACCGUCGGCGCUUGCUUGACAAGGCCCUGAAAAAGAAGACCAAGAGACAUCUAGAUCCCGAGGAUGACACACCAGCUUGGGCCUGCAAGGGCAACUAUAAUCGUCCGUCAAAGCGAGAACGCCAUGGAUAUGAUUUCCACUGGAGCCAAUUUACCGAGUCGGCAUCCAAGCACAUGCCAAGACAUCGACGCCAGCACAGCCAGAGCUACUACUACAGCUACGGAACAAGUGUGCACAUGGACCCAGAUUCGGCCGAAUCUAAGGCGAAACGUGCGCAAUUCCAGGCAGACAAUGUCCAGUGGGAGAACGAAUGGGCUGGCAUUGACCCAGAAGUGCAGAAGGCACGGGCAGAGCUCCGCAAGGAAAACAUGCGGGCUCGAAUGAAGCGUGACCUAGCAGAUAUGGCGAAAGACCAAGGUGAAGAUACCAUGUAUGCCGAUAUCGUUGACCAUGUUAUCGAAGGAGUCUUGGACGAACUCGACUUUGGCAAUGGCCAUAAUUUCGAAGAUUUCGUGCAUGUCGUGCCUGAAGAGGAUAUCAAGACCUGCAACCCUGCCGACACAUUUGACACAUUUGCCUAUGAAUACGCCAAAAAGUUCCGUUCCGAGGACAAGGGUCCAAUUAACUCUGAUCGCGCUUCAAAUUCUCAGUCUCCUGCUAGCAACGACUCGUCCUUUGACUUCUCAACAAGUAGCAGCUCCACCGACUACACUCAUUCAGCCAACGAGAACUCUAAUUUCAAGUCCACCGUUGAGGAUUACGAAUCUACCACCGACGAUUCCAACUCUGAAGCUGACAAACUGAUCAACGCCUACAUGGUAGGCCAUGAUUCGUUGCUCCCUCUAGUCUCAUUCCUCAAGCAAAAGCUCGCCGACCCUCAUGGACGCUAUACCGUCGAUGACCUCGGUGGUGAACUCAACGGAAUUAUGCUGGAAUUCUAUUGUGGCUGGUUGGAAGCUGUUCGUCUUUCAGUCCCGGAUGCCUCGCCUAUUACAGUUCGGAAUGAUCCCAGACUUUGCUCCCAUCUCGGUCUAUGGUACAAGGAAUUCUGCCGUCCCGUGUGCAAUAUUUGCAACUUGUGGAUGCCAACAUUCAUCCUCACCUGUCCUGGCUGUGGUCUGAAGGCCUGUGUCAGAUGUAAGUUCGUGGAUUGUGACCCUGCCUUGGGGCCUGGUAUGCAGGAGCAGUGA